AUGGGACACUCAAUCCAUUCAUAUGGCGUUAUUAGCGUCAACAAUCUCAUCUACGUGGUUAUCCUCUCGGCUGCCGUCGAUCUCGUCGGCGCCAAAGUACCAAAGUUGAUUGCCCAAGCUGAGACCAUUUCUGUUCGUCUCUUGGGUGUAAUGAUGGCAUCGUUGAGUUCAGGGCUGGGAGAGCUGACGUUCUUAAUGCUAAGCUCAUUCUAUCGACUUGAGAUGGUCUCCGCAUGGUCGAGCGGCACAGGCGGAGCAGGACUUCUCGGCGCUCUGCUGUUUUUGACUCUCACCUCAUGGUUAAGACUAUCCGUUCCCCAAACAUUGGCAGUCGUCUCCUUAUUUCCUGUCCUGUUGUUGAUUGCAUACUUUGUAAUCCUGACCAACGCUACAAGUCCCGCUUCACGCCAACAAGCAGCAGGAGCAAGAUAUCGACCGCUUGCGACCUCCAAUCCAAUAUUUACAAUCAACAAUAACGAAGAGCGUCUGCUCUCCACAACUGAUCAUCAUCAGAGUCCCCGAGCCCCAAAUUGGGACCCCUCAUCUGCGUACCUCGCUCCACAGUUCGCAAAGCCAACGUCUCCACCCUCACUCCACUCUAUGAACGGAGUUAUGGACGACACCGGCGCAUCUCGAUUUGACCAACAACAGGAUCAACAUGGAAACGGAAGCAGUAAUACCCAAACGGAAGGAUCAACACUCCCAACUUCAUCUGGACGAACCUCACCUCCAUCCAUUGUCCCAACAAAUGACAAUAGCUCAGCUUCUUCUGCAUCGUUUUCAAUGCCGCUUGCUGUUCCUCCUUGGGAUCUUACUCCUCCAUCGUGGGACGCCUUUCAGCACCGUGCAGAGCCUACGUCGAUCAAUACUCUUUUGGCAGCGACAGAUCCAGACGAUCCAAACUUUGUGUCACCCUUCCGGGAGAGCGAAGAAAGCGGAUCCGGUCGUCGUAUGGCAGUCUACAAGCCCCAACCGAACGAGGAAAUGACGAUGCAAGAGAAGCGUGUUAUGGCCAGGUCAUUGCUUGUACCUUUCAUGCUCCCUCUCUUCUUGGUCUAUUUUGCCGAGUACACAAUGAACCAAGGAGUACUUCCAGUCGUGCUAUUUCCUCUGGAGAAGACGCCGUUUACCCACAUGCGAGACAUCUUGAGCAUGACCCCCGAGGAAAAGAGUUUGCUCUGGGAGUUGUCGGUGUUGCGGAUGGGCUUGGAAUAUUACUGGCUGGGGUUGCCAGUUUGUGGCUUGAACCAGCUCUGUGUCGAUGGCAAGUCGCGGAACGAGGCGUCAACCUCUACCGUCCGGCUCCUGCACACGUACCGGCGACUCUCUUUCUUGUCCGAGCCAGCGCAACGGGCCUUCCUCCGUCACAGCCGUUAUGUCAGGUCCCGUCAAACCCGCUUCUUUCGGCCGAUCAAGGCCCUUCUCGAAGCGCCCGAUCUGUGCCUCGAGACCAUCGAUAUCCUCAACAACAACCUUCAUUCGGAUGUCAUAGAUCCUUGCAUGAGCGCCGACUCUGAAGCCCUACUGAUCGCCCUGUUGAAGAAGAGCCCCCACCUUCGGACUUUGCGCAUCAAACGAUCACCCAAGGUGUCUCUCCCGCUGCUCAAUAUUAUUGCCACAGUGCUACCACGGUUCCGGCUCUUGUCCUUGUUUUGCCCACAGGGAAUGCCCUGGGUCAGUCCUGCAACCAUGAAGGCGUUUCUUGAAGCAUGUUCGCCAGAGACGGAGCAAUUGAGCGCCUGGGUGAUAGUCGAGGAAGACAACGAGGAGCAGGUCGAGUCACCCUUGUGGGAACUGAAGGACAAGGACAAGCACGCGUGCGAAAUCGAACGCAAGCACCACCAGUGUUUCAUCAGCGAUGGGCACGACAGCGUCUCUGACCACAGCAGCCAGAAGUCUCCACCAUCACAUCCAGCCCUACACAUGCUCUGUCUAUCAGGGUACUUCUACGACCAUGAGGAGGACGUUGUGAUGCCGUUUCUGAGAGGCUGCAAGAAUCUGCAAAUGAUCGAGUCACCCCGACGAGUACCGAAACGACAAGUGCUGGAUCACCGACAAUUAUCGGAUACGAGCUGCGAUUGA
Molecule: messenger RNA, 2082 nt
Organism: Linnemannia hyalina
Lineage: Eukaryota; Fungi; Mortierellomycota; Mortierellomycetes; Mortierellales; Mortierellaceae
Source: the annotation of a GenBank genome assembly